UUCCAUCAGGGCUGGGAGGGCCAACACGAUAAGUUUCCGCCUUUUGUUAGCUGUGCCAUUCCUUGUUCCAAGGUUUCGGUUAAAGAAAGGAGACAAGGCAGGUUGUAAGAACAGACCGAGCUGAAGAUCAGAGAGGUUUCAAGGAGUUUGAGAAGAACCGAAGAUGCUAACGACACUCUUACUGCUUUGUGGGGCCGUUGGGCUGCUGAAAUCAGACACACAUUCGAGGCAUCCUGGUUAUCACCAUCAGAGGCCAGGGCCAGAAGUUCCUCAGAUGUCUGCACCUCCACAACUGUCUUCUCCGGUGGAAGAAUUCUGGAGAAGAGAGUCCAUCCAAGAUGAAACUGAGGCAGAGAUGGAGGAGCCUUACCCUGCAAGUCAUGAAUCCAGAAAUGAGAACUGGUGCUCCUCUGUUCAAUAUCGGACUGCCACGUACAUUGCAGUUUGCAGGACAGAGAAAUACAUAAUCAGGUCCCAACAACCAUGUCCGAAUGGAACUCCAGACUGCCAGAAGAUCAUGUACAGAACAGCGUUGAAGCCAGUCUACAGGAUAAAAGAGAAAGUUGUAAGCUUUUUAGACUGGAAGUGCUGCCCAGGUUAUGUAGGCAAGGAUUGUGAACAAUAUGAUCCAGCUCAGUUUCCAGUGAGUACCAGUCAGCCUGAACAUUGGGAAGAAGCAUUCUCAAACCACAGAGAUGUUGUAGAAGCCCAUCAAAGUCAUGAAGCACUGUUAGAAGACCUGCAGAAUGACAUUCACCAGACGGCAAGCAGUUUAGGAAUCUUACAGAAAGUCCUUCAUCACAAUAGCACCGACAGAAAUGGAGGCACAGACCAGCACCAGUCAGAAGUCCAGCAAAUGCUCUUUCUAUACAUAAACAGUUUCUUAAAGGAGCAUUUCAAUCCUGUCUGGGCCAGUUUCAAUAAAAGUCUACAAGACCUGUCCAUUGCUGUGCAGAACCUUUCCCAGAGCGUGGAAGCGAAUCGGAAGAGCAUAGAGCGAUUCCAAGAAAGUUCUGUGCCCAGAAAAGAUUUCCAAGAACUAGGGACAAAGUUCGAAUCCAAAGUCCAAGCAAAUGUUCUGAGGGCCGACCAGAUGAAGCGAGACAUGGAUCAUCACAACUACCUGCAACAAGCCGCCAUCCAUUACAAUCUUACGAUGAUCAAAGCAGACACGGACCUGAAGCUCAAGAGACACCACAAGCUGCAGCAGUCUGUUUUAUUAGCUUUAAACAACAGUUUGGCCGACCUGAGACAAGAGCAAAAUAAGCUUCGUGGUGAGCUUGAGAUGCUAAACAGAAAUUUUGCCAUGUUCCCAAGGCGAUUGGGCCAUCAGAAUGAGGUGUUUGCUGAUAUGGAUAUGCAGAACUUCAAUCAGACCUUGGAAAAACAUGCUCGGGAGCUAAAGACCCUUUAUGAGGAGUCUGAAAAAGACUAUGAAGAACUAACUGAUUCCAUCACAAGGUUAAAAGACAGCUCAAAACGUGACAUAGAAGACUUCCGUGUACGAUUAAUAGAAGGGAGUCUCAUGAUCGAUGAAUACAGAGAAGAUGUAGAAAGGAGGAUUUUCGCUCUUAAUAAUAGUCUGGCAGAUAUUCAAGAAAACUACUGGAGUCUACAGAAGUCCAUGAAGACAUGCUGUUGUGAAGAUCAGCCUUCAAGUACUAAUGUGGAAGACUUAAAGAACAUCACUCAGAUGCAUGGAGAACAUCUAAAAUAUCUGGAGGCACGUUUAAAAGAUCUCACUGCUGCUUUCCCGCUUAUCCACCAAUCUUUGGAUUUCCAGCAAGAACAAAGCUGGAAGCUGCAAGAUGGCCUGUCUCUCUUAAGAAACCAUUCUGAAGUUUUUUCUGAGGAAGUUGAUAUGCUAAAAAAAGCCGACAAGAAGAUGCGUGACCAUGUUACAUAUCUCAACAGUUCUUUCAAUUCGUUGCUGGUAGAUGCAUUGAGACACGAGAAGGCCCUUGAGAUUCUGCUCGGAGAGGAAAUUUUGGAGCACCUAUCUGAAGAAGAGGUCAUUCCAUCCGUAGAUCAACUUCCAGUGAUGAACAUCAAAUUAAUUUCAGACCAUCUCAAGAAGCAGAGUAUGACACUAGAGUCUUUUAAGAAGAGAAUAGACUUUUGGGAGGCAGAUCAUGAAAAUAAUCCACAUGAUCAUAAAUCUUCGAAAGACCCUGAUACUGAGAAACAAAUUGACCUCAAUCCCCGACAUGGUAGAGUAGAAUAUAUGGAGCCAAACCAUGAGGCUGUCAUGGAGGAUGCCUUAGACAAUCCAGCAUACCAUGAUAUUACGACCCUAAAAAGAGAGAUUGGACACCUUACCAAAGAGAUGAAGAGAUUUGAAUUGCAAUGGGAUCAUAUUCAUUCCUGCUGCAAUCAAACGGAGGCCAACCUAGGGGACUUCCUCAGUGUUUCAGUGAAGGAGGUGAAGGAAGAUCUUGUAUCAGCCCAAAAAAACUUUGAAGAACAUCUAGCGAUCUUUCAGAAAGUGUUUGGAAACAGUAAGGAGUUGGCUGCCUCAAAUGUAAGCCUGGAUGUAGCAAAGCUUCAGUUGCUGAUGAGCAGAAAAACGAGGAAGCAUCUUAAGGAGCAAGAACAGCAAAUCCUGAGGGAGAAAAAAGAGGUCCAUGGCCACAGAGAAGCUCUUUUGAAUGGAAGAAAAAAGAUAAAUGCAGAGACACAGAAGGAAGACACAGCGGUGGCUUUUUAUGUGCAAUAUGCCGAAGAUAAAGAGGAGCCCUCCGUCUUUAACCGCACCUACCUUAACUAUGGAGGAGGUUACUCUCACGAACGUGGCUACUUCAAGGCCUCUCAUAACGGGGUUUAUAUGGUGGCGGUCGGUGCCGAGUUUCCCCCAGGACCUGCUUUGGGACAACUAGUUUUCAGCAAUGGCCACAGAAUGACUCUAAUAAACAACAAGAAGAGGAAAUCCAGCGGUGGUUAUACAACAGUUUUCGCCCUGGUGGAGCUGGAGAAGGGAGACUUGAUGUGGUUUGAACUGGUGCAAGGGGACGCCGUGAGACAGAACACAGUUGGGCUGAGCAUGGCGGGAUUCCUGCUACUGAAAACCUGAGAAGGGAGACCUUGAUGAUAGCAGGGAUCUUCCGGUGAGCGCAGUCAGUUUGAUGUUUCAAUGAACGACCUGUUUUCCUCUGCGCUAGGACAUUAGCUCAGCAAUGCUUUCUAGAAGGACUUCAGUAGCUGCUUAGUUCAAGCAAGGUGGAGUUGCAGAAGUCAAUCUGUUUCUUCAACUGGCCAUGAGGCAGGUGACAUUUUUCCCCCUUUGUUGUCCUCAACAUUCUUGUGUUGUCAGCCGCCUCAGAAUUGUUGGAUAUGAGAUGGGCGGCAAAUAAAUUUUAUAAAUAAAAAUCUCAAGUCUGAUCCCCCACACCCACAAUUUGCAGAGCCAGGCUACGAGUAGGAAGAGAGAGUAAUGCUUCUAGAACCCAUCCAUGGAAAAACCCAACUUUAUCCAAACAAACGACUUUGUAUAACGCGUGUGGCUUGUUUCUUCCUGCAUCAUCUAUAGCAGGGGUGUCAAACUCGCGAUGUCACGUUAUCAUGUGACUUUUCCCCCCUUCGCUAAACUGGCUGUGGGCGUGACCAGUGCAUGACGCAUCCGGCCUGCGGGAAAAUUUGACACCCCUGAUUUAUGGUCUACCUGAAGAAUUAGAAACUUAGUGCUUGUGACAGUUUUUGUUCUUUUGUCGUCCUCAACAUUUUUGUGUUGUCAGCUGCCCCAGAGUUGUUGGAUACGAGAUGGGCAGGAAAUAAAUUUUAUAAAUAAAAUGUCAUGUCCGAUUCCAACACCCACAGUUGCAGAGCCAAACUAUAACUAGGAAGAGAGAGCAAUGCUUCUGAAACCCAUUCAUGGAAAAACCCAACUUUGUGCCUCAUAUUGUCCAAAGAAACUUGUUUAACGGAUGCAGCUUGUUUCUUCCUGCACCAUCUAUAGCACGAGUGUCAAACUCAAUUUCAUUGAGGGCCGCAUCAGGGUUGUGUUUGACCUCGGGGGCCAGAGUGGGCGUGGCCAGGAUGGGCAUGGCCAGCUUGACGUCACUUAUGUCAGCGGCAUCUGUGGUGGCCUGAGCACUCUGCCAGCGAAAACAGACUCCCCAGCUCUGUUUUCAGCUGCGAUGGCCUCCUGCCAGUGAAAAAGGAGCUCGAGGCCAUGCAUGGCACUCCAAGCUCCGCUUUUGCUGACAGAGGGCUGCAGGAGGCCGUCACGGCUGAAAACGGGAGCCCAGGAGGGCCACAUGCAGCCCUUCCAAACUCUGCUUUUGCUGAGAGGCACCACGGGCCAGUCUUUUGCUGUUUCUACGGCAGCCCUGUAGGCCAGUUCUAAGCACCCUGCAGACUGGAUCUGGCCCCUAGGUCUUGAGUUUGACACCCCUGAUCUAUAGUCACACCGAAAGAUUAGAACCUCAAGGAAAGCAUCAAGGCAUUUCUUCCAUCCUCUUAAAUGAUCUGUAAGUAGCUAACGGAGAUCAACCAAAAGAGACAAUUCUUAAAAAGUGUUGUUUAAAGGUGACCCAUUGUCAAGAAAUAUUUCACUCUGUUGACCUUCCUGAGCCCGAAUUUUUUAAAAACAUCCUGUAUUAAAUGUACUUGGGAGUGA
This is a messenger RNA of Pantherophis guttatus, 4615 nucleotides long. It is a transcript of the gene MMRN2, whose product is annotated as multimerin 2. The record is from RefSeq and is a predicted model, not a curated record. Lineage: Eukaryota; Metazoa; Chordata; Lepidosauria; Squamata; Colubridae. Gene Ontology annotation, biological process: negative regulation of cell migration involved in sprouting angiogenesis; negative regulation of vascular endothelial growth factor receptor signaling pathway. Gene Ontology annotation, molecular function: protein binding.